AUGCUGGAUCUCAUUCGCGACUCGGCCUUUGGCCACAUCGUUCGACUUGUGACGCGGAACAAGUACCUUCAAUAUCCUGAAGAGCAGGACCCCGAGAUCUGGAAGAAAUAUGUCAGUCACGAGAAAUCUGGAUACGCCGCAUACCAUGGAUCUACACAACCGCCUGAGAACGCGGACGAGAUUGAUGAACUAACCCAGGCACAUGGAGUCAGAAGCCGCGAUGAUAGACACGACUCUGAGACAUCGUCACGCACAAUUGGAAAUGGUGUCAAUGAAGCCAGUGGUGUGAGAUUGGAUCCUGAAAAGGGUAAGGACCUCCACGUUGUCGAUUGGUAUGGACCAGACGACCCACAGAACCCGCGAAACUGGUCGCGUGCAAAGCGGUACUUUGUUACCUUUGAAAUUUGCUUUCUUACUUUCUCCGUAUACAUCGGCUCAGCAAUUUACACACCCGGUCUCAUGGACGUAAUGGCAGACUUCGGCGUCGCUCAAGUUCCCGCAACAUUGGGAUUGACGCUAUAUGUUGCUGGAUACGGUCUUGGGCCUCUGCUCUGGUCGCCUAUGAGCGAGAUUCCUCAGAUUGGUCGUCUUUGGGUGUAUAUCAUCACACUUUUAAUUUUCGUCCUUCUUCAGCUGCCGACUGUCUUUUCGAUCAACUUUGGCAUGCUUCUUGCCUUCCGGUUCUUGACUGGGUUCUUCGGUUCGCCAGCGCUCGCCACAGGUGGUGCUUCCAUUGCCGACAUGUAUCGACCGAAGAAACAAGUAUACGGCUUGGCUGUGUGGGGAAUUGGAGCUGUUUGCGGACCAGUACUCGGUCCCCUUGUUGGCGGCUUCGCUGUUAUGGCCAAGGGCUGGACAUGGACUAUCUGGGAGCUCAUGUGGCUAUCUGGCUUCUGCUGGGUAUUCCUGUUUUUCUUCUUCCCUGAGACGAGUGCACCAAACAUCCUGCACCGUAGGACACGAAGGUUAAAGAAGUUGACUGGUGACGACCGUCUUACCUGUGAGGCGGACAUCAUGUCCCAGGAGAUGUCAGCGAAGGACAUUGUCAACAUGAGUCUUCUCAAGCCCUUCACCCUCAUGUUCACGGAACCCAUCGUGUUUCUACUGAACCUUUACAUUGCGCUCAUCUACGGACUCCUUUACAUCUGGUUCGAGUCAUUCCCCUUGGUCUUUGAGGGACUGUACGGCUUCAACCUUGGCCUUGAAGGUGUGGCAUUCCUCGGUAUCCUCGUCGGCACCUUCAUUGCGGUCAUCGUACUCUUUGCGUGGAACUACUAUUACCUGGAGAAGCAGUUUGAUGAGAACGGCAACAUUGAGCCAGAGAAGCGCCUUAUUCCUGCCAUGGUGGGCUGCUUCGCCGUACCCAUCUGUCUCUUUUGGUUCGGAUGGACGUCUAGGUCAGAUGUGCACUGGAUUGUGCCCAUCAUUGGAUCGGGCUUCUUCGGUGUCGCAGCCUUUACGCUGUUCCAAGCAGUUUUACCCUACCUAUCGGAUGCGUACCCAGACUCAGUCGCUAGUGUACUGGCGGGCAACGACUUGAUGAGGUCUGCAUUCGGUGCCGGUUUCCCACUGUUCGCCAGUGCCAUGUUCAAGAACUUGGGCAUCAACUGGGCGAGUAGUACGUUGGCGUUCCUGGGUAUCGCUUUUAUCCCGAUCCCAUUUGCGCUUUACAAGUGGGGCAAGCAGAUCAGACACAAGAGCAAGUUGGCGAGGAAGGAUAUAUAA
Molecule: messenger RNA, 1725 nt
Organism: Alternaria burnsii
Lineage: Eukaryota; Fungi; Ascomycota; Dothideomycetes; Pleosporales; Pleosporaceae
Product: benomyl methotrexate resistance protein
Exons: 4
Coding region: 1-1725 (574 amino acids)
Biological process (GO): xenobiotic detoxification by transmembrane export across the plasma membrane
Molecular function (GO): fluconazole transmembrane transporter activity
Source: RefSeq, a predicted model, not a curated record